Schistosoma bovis is the source of this 1677-nucleotide messenger RNA. Lineage: Eukaryota; Metazoa; Platyhelminthes; Trematoda; Strigeidida; Schistosomatidae. The record is from the annotation of a GenBank genome assembly.
CCUAGAUCUGUAAACUUUUAUGGUGAAAAGAUGUUAUAACACAACCUUAUAUGGUUGCCUAAAUAUAUAAGCUAUAAAAUCUCGCAAAAUGAAGUAGAAAUUGACAGCAAGUGUCCUGGAGGGUCACGUUAUUAGGGUUCUGUAACACUAUUUAGGCGCGAAAUUACACUUUUUAUUCCACAACACGUUAUUAUAACAUGACCAUAAACUAGAGUCAACAUACAUGUAGCGUUAAUCCGUGUGUUUUUCCAGUCAUCUGCCUGUACAGCUUGUCUCAUUUAGUCGCCUAAUUUUUUCUUUAUUCACUGUCCCACACGAGUUUUACGUCGCAGUACUGCUCUAUAAUGUGAGAUUAACAGAUGUUGGAUUGGCGAACUUAUACAUCAUUACGUGGAAAAGAAAGUAUUGACUAAAACUGUCUGUUUACAGUGAUUUAGUCAUUGCCUACGUUAAGCUUUUCCUUCUUAAACUACCAUGUCAUCAACAUUGGAUCAUUUGAAAAAACAUACUAUUAUCGUAGCGGACACUGGAGAUUUUAAUUCUAUUAAAAAGUAUUUACCAAUUGAUUCAACAACAAAUCCAUCUCUAAUAUUAUCUGCAUGCAAAUUACCACAAUAUUCACACUUGUUAGAUUCUGCUAUUCAAUAUGCUAAGAAAGAAAAACAAACAUUAAAUGAGCAAAUUGAAUUAGCAUUAGAAAGAAUAUUUGUAUUAUUCGGUUGUGAAAUAUUGAAAAUUGUACCAGGACGUGUAUCUACUGAAGUGGAUGCUCGUUAUUCAUUCAAUGUACAAAAACAAAUAGAAAUAGCAUGUCGUCUCAUUUCAAUGUAUGAAGAAUUAGGAUUUUCUAAAGAACGUAUACUUAUUAAAUUAAGUUCUACAUGGGAAGGUAUAAAAGCUGCAAAAAUAUUAGAAUCACAAUAUGGUAUUCAUUGUAAUUUAACAUUAAUGUUUUCAUUUUAUCAGGCUAUAGCUUGUGCUCAAGCUAAUGUUACAUUAAUUUCACCAUUUGUUGGACGUGUACUAGAUUGGUAUAUAACUAAAUAUGGUAAAAAAGAAUAUACUAGACAUAAUGAUCCUGGUGUUAAUUUGGUUACUCGUAUUUAUAAUUACUAUAAAUCUCAUGGUUAUAAAACACAGAUAAUGGGUGCAUCAUUUAGAAAUGUUGAACAAAUCCUUGGUUUAGUUGGAUGUGAUUUGUUAACAAUAUCACCUAGUCUAUUAGAAGAAUUAAGUAAAAUGUCAGAAGUGCCCAAUUUAUGCUUGACUGUUGAAAAAGCUCAAACAUCUUAUGAUCAUUCUUAUCAAUCAGAUGAAUUAUUAACCGAAGAAGAAUUUCGUUGGCAAAUGAAUGAAGAUGAAAUGGCUAAUGAUAAAUUAACUGAUGGUAUAAGACGUUUUACUAAUGAUGCAUUAAUCUUAAAAGAUUUAAUUAAAACACGUAUAGAACAAUAAUAAUAAGAAGAAUAAUAAUCAUAGAGAUAAUAGAUCUAAUAAUAGAUCAUAGAUGAAUCAAAUUGAAUUCUCAUGUUUUCUAUACGUGAUCAUUUUCAAUCCGGCUUACUUAACAUUCAUUUAAAUGAGAAAUCAUUUAUAUCUUUUCAAUUCAAUAUACAUUGAUCAGCAUGAUUUACGCAUAUUAGUAUUAAGUAUUUUAAUUAAAAUUCAUUUAUUUCC